Molecule: messenger RNA, 411 nt
Organism: Sphaeroforma arctica JP610
Lineage: Eukaryota; Ichthyosporea; Ichthyophonida
Exons: 2
Source: RefSeq, a predicted model, not a curated record
AUGAACUGGGUAGCGGUGCUUUUGGGCGCUACCAAGUUGUACAGCCGAGUGGUGGUGCACCAGGACAAUCUCACAGUCCCCAUCACCAACGCUCGCAUGGGGUUCUGGGGUUGUACGAAACUCGUAGCUAAAGUAUAUAUCACACCAAUGCCUAUGCUCACGGACUUCAAAACCGAAUCAGUCCCAAAAGAGGCCAUUACGUUCAGGGAUCGUAUGCAUGAUCACGGGAUGUUCAUCUGCAACACAGUGACCUCCAUUGAGUCGUGGCUGCGAUUCAAGAUUGCUCUGGUUGUCGGGAUCGCGCUGAUACCAUUCUGUCUGCAAGAUCCGCAGUACUUCAAGGACACCAACUACUACUAUGUGCCCUUCACCGUCAAUGUCGUUACCACCACUUUUCUAGGGUCCACUUUG